AUGGAGCAAACAGAAACCACAGGGAAAGGACAAAAGUGUUUGGGCCAUGCCAGUGAUGUCAGAUGUGAGACAGACCCUACCUGUUUUGAGUCGGAGUCAUCAGAUGCUGAAGAUGAUGAGAUGAAUGAUGCAUAUGUUGCUGAUGACGCUGAUGAUGAUCCUGACUGGGAGCCAGAAGACGAUUCCGAUGAGGAAUAUGAAUCAGGCGAUGAAGAAAACGUUUGGGUAGACUGCAGUGAGCAGACUGACAGGCCAUACUUAGUGUAUGAAAGCUGUCUGCUGCCACUACUGUUGAUGUGCUCUGUGUGUGGCGACAGAUGCACCAUCACCAAGAAGUCGACCAGAGGAGGCCAGCUAAGAGUGACAACUAUAUGUGGCACUGGACAUUGGAGAACAUGGGACAGUUCACCCAACAUAUGUGGAACACCACUAAUAAACCUGGUAGUGGCAGGGGCCAUGUUUUUUAGUGGUGUCUGCCUGAGGAAAUUCGUGAACUGUUAAAGUUUUAUAAAAGUUCCCAUUCUGUCAUACAGGACGUAUAUGCGUCUUCAAUCCAUUUACAUAUUGCCAGCGGUUGACAAUGUGUGGAAAAAGACUCAAGCACGCCUUUUUGAGAUGCGCACUGGUAAAUCGCUACGGCUGGGAGGGGAUGCUCGGUGUUGCUCACCUGGACACACGGCAAAGUACGGCUAGUACACUCUCAUGUAUCUUGAGACUAACCAUGUCCUGGAUGUACAGCUUGUACAGAGUAACGAAGUUAAAAACUCCAAUGCUAUGGAACUGGAAGGGUUGAAGCUUGGACUAAGGAACUUGGCGACCAACCACAUGAAGGUUACUGAUCUAACGACUGACAGACAUGUACAAGUUCGCAAGUUCAUGCGCGAAGAAAUGGAAAAUAUUUGCCACUGGUUUGAUGUAUGGCACAUGGCAAAGGGUAUG
Molecule: messenger RNA, 939 nt
Organism: Dreissena polymorpha
Lineage: Eukaryota; Metazoa; Mollusca; Bivalvia; Myida; Dreissenidae
Exons: 4
Coding region: 1-501 (166 amino acids)
Source: RefSeq, a predicted model, not a curated record